AUGUAAAAGAUACAAUUUUAUUUAAUCAAAAUAACAUACUAUAUUAAAACAAUUUAGGAAUUAAUAUUACAUUAAUUUUUUAAAUGAAUUUACCCUCUAUUUUUGUAUUAAUAUUUAAAUAUACAAGACAUUUAAUAGAAAUAUUCUACAAAUAUUAACAGAUUAUUAUAGAAUUUCAUUUUUGUUUAAUAAACAUUGAUGUACACAUUGUAAAAAUCAUAAAUAAUGUAAAUAUUAAUUAUAAUUGUCGAUGUAAUCUAAAUUAAUGUUUUAAUUAAGUAAUAAGUAAUAACGAUCAUGCUUUUGAAAAAUUGUGCCGGUACUGGGUUAGGAGUCAUGAGAGUCAAGACGAUUAACUUUUAUAAUUGCGGAUGAUUUAGAAUUUAAAGAAAACAGUUAUAGGAGCAAAUUUCAUAAAAAAUGGUAUGGAGAUAAGAGCUUCCCAUCUCGAGUAGUAACAAAAAAGAGAAAACAUAGGAUAAACUCAAAACGAAAUCAUUAUUAUGAUAAGUAAUAAGAAUUAAAUAAAAUAAGAAAUAAGUAGAUGCUAUAAAAUAGUUUUAAGAAUAUGUAAAUAACAUCAAUUAUAAGUUAAUAAAACAUAAGUUGGUUAAGUAGUAAACAUAGUUGAGUUAUAUAUCUCGACACAUUUCAUAAUGAUAAUAAUAAUAAAAUAAUGAUGAUAUGAAAAGUGGUACAUAUAUGUCUAAAUAAUAUAUAUAAUUAUAUUUGAUAUUAGUAGAUAUAUUUUAAACAGGUAAUAUGCGUGUACGUUUAUUGCUGCAAUACUAAUUGUUUAAUUAAAAGCUAUGGGUUUAACUGCUUGGUUUUUAACUACACAGCAUGUGCGUAAUUAAUUAUCAGAGUUAAUUCAUCCAUUCUUGCUCAUAUAUGUAGCUAAGAAAACUACGCGUUCGUUGAGUGUAUACAUAUACAACUAGAACCGUACAUCUAAUUUUAGAUCCAACAUCUGUUACGAUAUUUCCUGUGAAGCUUCUAUAAGUUGUAGCUUAAAACUUUUAUCUGAAUACAUUAUAUAUUAUACAUACUUGAAAUCAAUUACAAAACUGUAUACAAUUAUAAACAAGAUUCUACAUAUGUAAUAUAUAUAAUAUAACAAUUAAAGCUUUUGUUAUAAUCUAUCAUUAUUUCUCUGUUUCAUUCAUCCUUAAAUUCAUUUUCCAACAGUACGUAUAUGAGCAAUAUGACGCAAAAGGAAAACAACAACAAAAGAUGCUCAUCCCUUUUUCAAAGCUGGUUGCUUUAGUGAUCAUUUUCUAUAAUGAAUGAGUCACUUGCAACGAUUCUCUUAUCUAGGGCACGCUUAUCCAGUUAUCUUAUAUUUGUCGGUGAUAAAGAGAAUACUAGCUGGAAGAAUCAGGUGUACACUGUCGUAUUCAUCCGUAGUUACCACGUUGUCCACGUUUUGAUAUUAAUUCAAAAAGUGAUUUUUGCGGAAGAAAUCCGCGUCCAAACGUGUUUUUUGUUGCAAAAUUUGUUUGGAAUACACAAGUGUAAAAACUAGCUCUAAAACAAUGGUUGGCAAAACUUCCGGGCCUCAAUUAGAGCAACGAAUUCAGUGUAUAAAAUUUACCAUUUUCUGCUUGAAUGCCAUCAUAUGGCUACUUGGAAGCUCAAUGUUUGGAUUAUGCAUGUGGCUAAGGAUGGAUCCAGAUUUCCAGGAGUGGGUUGCGUUCCUUGAAAUAUAUGAAUUCUACAUCGGCAUUUACAUCCUACUUGCGGCUUCGAUAUUUAUCGUAAUUAUUACGUUCAUUGGCUGUGGAGUCGCUCUUAUGGAACAUAUCCUUGGUCUCUACGUUUAUGUAGGAUUGCAAUUACUUUCCUACGUUCUUGGCCUGGCAGGGACAGCAGUUCUCCUCGAUUAUUCCACCUACGACAGUAAUAUUCAGCCGCUUAUACGACGAUCCAUGACCUCACUCAUCAACAAUUACCACGAUCAAAGAUCGACGUACAUUCUACAAUUAAUUCAAGAGAGUAUCGGUUGCUGUGGUGCCGAUGGCCCGAUGGAUUAUAUAACCUUGAGGAAACCAUUACCCACUGAAUGUAGGAACACGGUUACUGGAAACGCCUUCUUCUACGGAUGUGUCGAAGAAAUUUCAUGGUUUUUGGAGGGUAGAUCGGGUUGGCUAGCUGGUUUAUCAUUGGGUCUAUGUAUGCUCCACAUAAUAAUAGCUGCCCUAAGUCUAGCGCUGAUCCGAGCUAUUAAAAAGGAAGAACAAUCCGUUACAUUCAAACACUGAUUUGUAUUGAUUUAGUACAAUAAUAAUACUUGUAACGCGAGGAAGUAUAUAAAAUAUCCAAAGUAAACCACAAAUAUUUAGGAGAUGAAACAAAUGAGGUUUCGUAUUUUUGAUCGUUCUGAUGCAAAUAUGAAUUGGCAUAAACAUUCGCAGUCUACUAACGGCAAUCAAUGACAAUAUAAUAUUCACUUUGUGAAUUGAUAUCUAUGAAAAAAUGGACUGAAACGAAGAGAAACAGAUUUAGAAAGAUCAACGAGUUAGACAAUGUGUCGAAGAAAUAUAUGAAGAAUAUAGAAUAUUCUUCUUAAAUUCAUCUUUUUUUAAUUUUUACUUAUAAUAAUUACUCGCUAUAGCAUUUUUCGAUGAAGUAGAAUACAUGCUCGGUAUGUAUAUACUGAAUGUAUUCUUAGCUAAAAGAAAUCUUUGUAGUGCUAUUUAGAGCAAAAGAAAAUUAGGUACACGUGCUUGUUCUAAGUUUAGAAUUAAACUUCAUUACGUAAUCUCUUCAUACGUUUUAUAUUUUUAAAUGGUUCACGUUGCUUUAUCAGAAUAUUAAAUGAAUGAUAUCAUGCGAGCAGAUUUAAUUUAAAGGCAUAAUUUUGUACUUAAUACAUAUUUUUCUUUCGAUG
This is a messenger RNA of Bombus huntii, 2890 nucleotides long. RefSeq names its product tetraspanin-2A (gene Tsp2A). Gene Ontology annotation, cellular component: membrane. The record is from RefSeq and is a predicted model, not a curated record. Lineage: Eukaryota; Metazoa; Arthropoda; Insecta; Hymenoptera; Apidae. The transcript is spliced from 6 exons. Bases 1536 to 2261 code for a protein of 241 amino acids.